This is a messenger RNA of Myxocyprinus asiaticus (Chinese sucker), 3383 nucleotides long. RefSeq names its product PHD finger protein 1-like. The coding region runs from base 62 to 1645 and encodes 527 amino acids. Gene Ontology annotation, biological process: regulation of DNA-templated transcription; chromatin organization. Gene Ontology annotation, molecular function: chromatin binding; DNA binding. Lineage: Eukaryota; Metazoa; Chordata; Actinopteri; Cypriniformes; Catostomidae. The transcript has 16 exons. Gene Ontology annotation, cellular component: nucleus. The record is from RefSeq and is a predicted model, not a curated record.
AGUCACAAAGACAAAAGCAAAGUCAUUCAGAGAUGAAUUGACAGCUCGACAGAAGAGAAGGAUGGAGAGAGAGAGAGAGAGAGAGAGAGCGAGAGAGAGAGCUCACCAUAAAACUCUGUGCCACUGUCACAAAAACAAGAUGGGGGGAGUCAGUGAAGGAGAGGAUGUUUUAGCCAGAUGGAGUGACGGUCUUUUGUACCUUGGCAAUGUCAAACGAGUUGACAACGUCAAGCAGUGCUGUUUGGUCCGAUUCGAGGAUAAUUCUGAAUUCUGGGUGCUCAGGAAAGAUAUCCACUCAUUCUCUUCUGGAGUAGAGGAGGUGUGCUGUAUCUGUGAUGCUCCGCCUCUUAAAGAACCUCUCGUAAACUGCCUCAAAUGUCGCCAUGGUUAUCAUCCAGAGUGCCAUACCCCGCCCAUUGAACCUGAGGUUGACCCCAACAGCUGGAUAUGUCGCCAAUGUGUCUUUGCAGUAGCAACAAAGAGAGGGGGAGCGUUAAAAAGAGGACGUUUUGCACGACUCAUGCAGAUCAUGAAAGUGAGGCUGCCCUAUCAGCUGUCAUCUUUAGACUGGGACGCGCAACAUUUGACCAACCAGCAACAAUGUUACUGCUAUUGUGCUGGACCAGGAGAAUGGAAUCUGAAGAUGUUGCAGUGUGGGAGUUGUGGUCAGUGGUUCCAUGAAGCGUGCACUCAGUGCCUGACCAAACCUCUUCUCUAUGGAGACCGCUUUUAUCAGUUCCAGUGCUCAGUGUGCACAAACGGUCCAGAGACCAUCCAGAGGCUUCCAAUGACCUGGGUAGAUUUGGCUCAUUUGGUGCUGUAUCAUCUCUCCCUUUGCUGUAAGAGGAAAUAUUUUGAUUUCGAUCAUGAAAUCAUGUCCUUUGCAAAUGAGAACUGGGAUUCUUUGCUUCUUGGCACGCUGUCAGAUACACCGAGGCAAGACCGUUGCCAAAACCUGCUCAAUGCUUUAAAUUCCCACAAAGACAGGUUUGUGUCGGGGAAGGAAAUAAAGAAAAAGAAGUGUCUCUUCGGCCUUCAAGUUCGGGCUCCUCCCCCUCUGUCAUCUGACACUUCCCCUUUCAUCGCUGAACAGCCAAUCAACAUCGCCCACAGGAGAAGCCCGACAUCACUGGCCUGUCAGCGGAGAGCCCUGGGUCCAGAGGCCCGUAAAUCAAAGCGUCGGGUCAUUGAGACACAGACUUGUCCACAGGGAGUUGCGUCAAACGCUAUUGACCUGGUGCCAUGUUGCCCUGGUUACGUAGAUGGUACAAGCCUGUACAACCACAGAAAACCUGAGGAAGAGAUGAGCUUUGGUUCACCUCCCAAGAGAAUGUUUGCUCUCUAUCACCCUUCAUACAAUGGAUCUCAGGACUCUAGAACUCUGCACCAUUACAGUGCCGAAGACCCUUGUCGACUUCCAGCCCCCUGCCUUCCGUUCUCUCUCUCCUCGGCUCAUCCUCCAGGGCAGCGGUUUGAAAACUGCCCCUCUCUCUUCCUGCGUGACGUACCACCCUACUCCAGCACAGCAGGCAUGGGGGAGCCCACAGCUCACAGGGGGGGAGGGGACACUGUCAGGAUCCUGGCCAGACGUAUAACGGCCGACGGGAAAGUCCAGUAUCUAGUGGAGUGGGGAAAUGUGUACUAAGAGAGAGAGGAGCAGAGAAUAUUCGUGAAAGAGAUAGAGGUUUACGUACAAAGAGGAAAGGACCAGAGACAUCUGGAUGCAUCAUUAGGGUGUGCAUGGUUACGAGCAGAGGUGUGAAAGCAUCGCUGAGCAGGUGUGGGUGUUCUGCGGUCGUUUCAAGAGCAACAGGAGAAUGAAACGACAUCACAGCAGCUUCACUCUGAGAUUACACUGUUUUAAAACUCCUUUCCUGUUACAGUGUGUCCUAUAUUUUGAAUACUGUUAGAGAAAGCCUUUAGAAUGCCUUGAACUUUAUGAUCAUGAUUUGUAAUGCAUAAGCUAUUCAUUGCAAUCACAUGUUGUUCAUGUACACAUACACUACAAAAAAAAAAAAAAAAAAAUACAUUGCAAAAACGUAUUUGGUUACUCAGUUUUUUGUUUUUGUUUUUUUUUGUCUCAUUUUCCAGUAAAAACAUUUAAACAUCAUACAAAACAUAUUUACUUGAGAAGUAAAAUCACAUAUUAAGCCUUGUUUGCUUCUCAAGUAAAUGUAUCUUGUUUUAAGGAUGUUUAGAUAUUUUACUUGAAGACAAGACAAAAUUACUGAGAGAAAAUAAUUUUUUGCAUUGUAAUUUUCUUUCUCAAUAUUUUGCCUUGUUUUCCAGUAAAAAUAUAAAAUUAGCCUAAAAACAAGUAAAUUUGUGUAAGAUCAGAGAAUAUACUGUAUCUUAAAUCAAGUUAUUUUUCUUACCUAAACUGAAAACCUCACUGAUUUAUUCUUAAAACGAGAGAGAGAGAGAGAGAGAGAGAGAGAGAGAGAGAGAGAGAGAACAACAACUUGCUAAUGUGAUAAGAAAAAUCACUUUUCAAGAUUCAAGAUAUAUUCUGUCAACACUGAGAACCUAUCUCAUAUAUCUUAUGCAAUUUUAUAUAUCUAAAUAUAUCUUGUUUUAAUGAGGAUUUUUAGAUAUUUUUACAGGAAGACAAUACAAAGUGCUGAUUAAGAAAAUGCAACAGUCCAAAAUGCACGAAAAUUUAAGGGAAGCUUUAUCAUGUGGUCACGCCAAUAAUUGUAAUAUUUUAAUAACAGGGAAAGUAAGUGCCCAUCUAAAAAUCUUCAUGAAGUCACUAAUUGUCAAAUUAUCCUUCAAAUUUCUCAUGAUGGAUGGCAAAAAAUAAAUCUAAGUUAAAUCGUUUAAUAAAACGGAUAUUUCAGAUAACACCGUUUUUUAAAACUUGAGAUCCUUUUUACUGAAUUACAAAUGACAUGACAUGAAUUAUAGCAGUUUGAUAGCGUAUGUUAUUCAGAAAGUGAAUUUAAAUUAAUUUAGACCUAGUGAUUGUGAUCUCAAAACCUCCUUAACUGUGGUAAAAUCACAGUAAUGUACGGCCUGUUGCUUGUAUCUAACGGAAUUGUCAUCAAACACACAAAUGGUCAUUAGAUGGUUACAUUUCUUCUUAUUAACAAUCAGAAUAAACAAUUCUUCUGCCAAGUUAUACAGUUCAUUAGCCUAACUGUAGGCUGUAUAUGAUUGCCAAGCAACAGCAACUUUGCGAAUGUUCAGACACAUUUGUGAUUUAUUUAUUUAUUUUUUGAACUCGGCUCAUCUAAUCAGAAUUUGGAGUCGGAAACAUUGAUAAGGAUGAAUUUUAAAGGAAUAUUCCAGGUUCAAUACAAGUUAAGCUCAAUAGAUAGCAUUUGUGGCAUAAUGUUGAUUACCAUAAAAAUGAAUUAUGACUCCUCUCUCUUUUUCUUUAA